AUGAGAAAACAAGUAUCAUUUGCAGACAGUCAGAGGAGCCACAGGCUGCAUCAGGAUGAAGCUUUGCAAAGCAGUAUUGGGAUGGAUGCAUCAAACAUAGCACUAAAUGAUGCCGGUGUGAACCUCAACUACAGCCUGAAAAUCAACCCACCGGCUGCAACAUGUGAUUCACAACACCAACGUGAGACAACCAUAACAAUCCCCAAAUCCUUAACCGCAGGCCCACAUCUGAAGCAUGCAGCUCUGUCUCCAGCUCAGAGGAAGUAUCUGUACAGCGUGGCAGCCUCUUACAGCCCGGCACACGUCCGUCAGCUGAUCACCCGGCACUACAUGAACGUGCUGCACAGGUGCAUACCAGCAGACGGCAGCCAUGUUGUGUCCUCUGUGGCUGAGGAGAGAGACAGACAUCCAUCAGAAGUUCAUUUGAGUGCGAAACACAGGAAGAAGAUUAAAAGUGGCGCAAGGAAUUCUGGGAAACCCUGUCUUGCAAAAACCUCGAACAGAAAAGCCAGGCUUUCCAAGACAACAGCUACAAAACCAACCAAGACGAAGAAACGUAAAACCAAACCUCCCAAACUGACAAGAAAAAGUCCAGGAAGGGCCAGGAUCCGGCUUUUGGAGAAGGACAAAGAGGAAGAAGGACCAGAUGAUUUCCUGAGUGAAUGUUUUAGUUCCCUCUCUAUGGAAGGGUGGGAGGAUGACACCCUCUCAGAUUUGUGAGAUUAAUAUUGAGAUUGUGAGGUGUCACAGUAACAUUUUGUGGAGCUAAAACCUGAGAAUAUUCUCCCAGAGGUCAACAAACCUCUAGGCUAAUCAUACAUGAGGCCAAAAGUGUUGAUCUUCUUAUAUAAAGGGAGACAACUGAAUAAAAACACUUUGAGUAGCAGCUCAAUUUGCUGCUUUGUUGUUACACUGCACCAGGUGGAUUUGUGCUUUGGCGCCCCCCCUCCCAAAGGCACAGGAGUGACAACGUUCUCUGUGUUUCCAGGAAAUCACUUGAUCAGUUCUUGAGUUUGUGAAAUAUGAUCAUGGAACUCUUUGGAGACAAUUGAAGGAGUAUCUAAAGCAAACCGCAGUAUUUACAGAAAACGCUUUAAUUACAUUGCACUGAAGCCAUUUAGAGACAGUAUGUUGCACAAUAGCAGCUCAAUAAAUAAAUGGAAGACACCCAAAAAUGUAAUAACCCCCGAUGGUAUCUAAUAUAAGAUCCACCCUGUUUAUAAUGCAAUAACCAUGUGUGUACACGGGCUCAUUUUCCCAAUCUGAUAGGCACAGGGAUUUUAGUUUAAUGCAUAUUUGGCUGAUAACAACACACCAGUUUCCGUGUGGUUUGAAGGUCAAACUCUGGAUAAAGUUAAACAUUUCCCAGAAAUCAGUGUCUAAUGUUUCUUUUUCCAGUAUGCUAACAUGACCCUAACUGUGUGUUUUACUCUUGAAUACUUGAAUGUGAUUCUGAAAAGAAGCAUACUUUUUUACAA
This is a messenger RNA of Eleginops maclovinus (Patagonian blennie), 1478 nucleotides long. RefSeq names its product protein FAM216A-like. The coding region runs from base 1 to 720 and encodes 239 amino acids. Lineage: Eukaryota; Metazoa; Chordata; Actinopteri; Perciformes; Eleginopidae. The record is from RefSeq and is a predicted model, not a curated record. The transcript has 8 exons.